Molecule: messenger RNA, 2289 nt
Organism: Cynara cardunculus var. scolymus (artichoke)
Lineage: Eukaryota; Viridiplantae; Streptophyta; Magnoliopsida; Asterales; Asteraceae
Product: phosphoribosylaminoimidazole carboxylase, chloroplastic
Exons: 18
Coding region: 159-2069 (636 amino acids)
Biological process (GO): 'de novo' IMP biosynthetic process
Cellular component (GO): chloroplast
Molecular function (GO): phosphoribosylaminoimidazole carboxylase activity; metal ion binding; ATP binding
Source: RefSeq, a predicted model, not a curated record
CUACCUCUCAGAAUCGUUCACUUCUCUUCACGAAUAACGACGGCAUAUAUCACGGCUGCGUGGUUCAGCAACUCUAACAAUCGGCAAGUCUUCUUCACAAGCGUUUGAGGAUCUUUUAAGAACAUUCAGUUCAUAAAUUGUUGGAUAUUUCCAGAUUUAUGUAUUUGAUGCUGAGCCCAAGCAGUUUUCUUCACAACGGUCCCAUCCAUCAAGUUGGUUUUACUUCAGCCUUUUGUUCCAACCGAAGUUCUCUACUUCAGUUUGGAGCAUACAGGAACUUCAGCAGCGUCUCUUUCCCUUCAUGUUCGAUGACUAACCAACAAAAUGUUCGGAGCAUGACUUGUUGCGCAUCAUCGGAAAACGAUGUUUCACACAGGAAGGAGAAUACACCAGAUCAUGGACUGUCUGAAAAAAUUGUCGGUGUUUUGGGUGGAGGACAGUUAGGGCGCAUGCUUUGCCAAGCUGCUUCCCAAAUGGCUAUUAAAGUCAAUAUUUUGGAUCCUAUGAAGAACUGCCCUGCAAGUUCCAUAUGCCACCAUCAUAUGGUGGGAAGCUAUGAUGAUAGCACCACAGUCGAAGAAUUUGCUAAGAGGUGUGGAAUAUUGACGGUUGAAAUUGAGCAUGUUGAUGCUGACACUUUGGAGAAGCUUGAAAAACAAGGGGUAGAUUGCCAGCCUAAAGCUUCUACCAUUCGCAUUAUCCAGGAUAAGUUUCUUCAAAAAGUCCAUUUUUCUCGACAUGGCAUUCCGCUUCCCAAGUUUAUGCAGAUAGACGACCAAGAAAGUGCCAAAAGAGCAGGUCACCAAUUUGGAUAUCCUCUUAUGGUAAAGAGUAGAAGGCUGGCCUAUGAUGGUCGUGGUAAUGCUGUUGCUAAAAGUGAAGAGGAGCUCACUUCUGCAAUAAAUGCUCUAGGAGGAUAUGGUCAUGGUUUAUAUGCUGAGCAAUGGGCUCCUUUUGUUAAGGAGCUUGCGGUCAUUGUUGCAAGAGGAAGAGAUGAUUCUAUAUUAUGCUAUCCUGUUGUUGAGACUGUUCAUAGGGAAAACAUCUGUCACAUUGUUAAGGCACCUGCUAAUGAUUCAUGGAAGAUUAUGAAACUUGCAACUGAUAUUGCUUCCCGAGCUGUGGCUUCAUUGGAAGGUGCUGGUGUAUUUGCAGUUGAGCUGUUCUUGACAGAAGAUGGCGAGAUUUUACUAAAUGAAGUUGCUCCUCGACCUCAUAACAGUGGGCACCACACCAUUGAGGCUUGCUAUACAUCGCAAUAUGAGCAGCAUUUGCGGGCAGUCGUUGGUCUUCCUCUUGGUGAUCCGUCAAUGAAGGCUCCGGCUGCCAUAAUGUACAACAUUCUAGGUGAAGAUGAGGGAGAACCGGGUUUCAUUAUGGCACAUCAGCUUAUUAGCAGGGCAUUGUGUACUCCAGGAGCAUCCAUUCAUUGGUAUGAUAAGCCAGAUAUGCGAAAGCAACGGAAGAUGGGGCAUAUCACAGUUGUUGGCCCUUCAAUGGGGAUCGUGGAAACACGGGUGAAAUCAUUUUUAAAAGAAAAAGCAGAUGAGAGUCCAGUCGCUCCACGUGUUGGAAUCAUAAUGGGUUCUGAUUCAGAUCUUCCUGUGAUGAAAGAAGCUGCUAAAGUUUUGGAAGAGUUUGACGUAUCUGUUGAGGUUCGAAUAGUAUCUGCACACCGGACACCUGAACUGAUGUUUUCAUAUGCUACAUCUGCUCGAGGGCGAGGCAUCCAGGUUAUUAUUGCCGGUGCUGGGGGUGCUGCCCAUCUUCCAGGCAUGGUAGCUGCACUGACACCAUUACCCGUGAUUGGAGUUCCUGUACGUGCUUCUGCAUUGGAUGGGCUUGACUCCCUUCUCUCAAUCGUACAGAUGCCUAGAGGUGUUCCUGUUGCGACAGUUGCAAUAAACAAUGCCACUAAUGCGGGUUUGUUGGCAGUUAGAAUGUUAGGGGUCACUGAUACUACCCUCCAAGCAAGAAUGAUACAGUUCCAAGAAGAUGCGAGAGAUACAGUAUUAGAGAAGACGGAGAGGCUAGAAAAAGUGGGUUGGGAAGAUUACUUGAAUUCUUGAGAAUCUUGGUAAGAAGCUUCGAAUACAAUUUUGAAUUUCUAGAUUAAUCUUAACCUCAACCUCAACCUGUUUAAUAGAAAGAAAGAAUUCUAUUAGCAAUUGGUUUCUUUCUCAAAUUAUGAGGAUGGUUUUUGUUCACUAAAUAAUAUGGUGGGAGUGUCCCAAGUCCUAUGUUGUUUGUGGAAUUUUCUUCAUUACUUUCUCAUAAAUGUAAAUGUUU